AUGAAGAGAUUGGAAAUCGAGCGAAGAUUGGGAGAUGGACAAGAAAAAGAAUUCAAGACUCUGAGAAAGAUGACUGAAAACAGCGCGGCGAUUCUUGAAGAACUCCGAUCGAUUCGAGAGGAAAACCAAGAAAGUUUCAAAAAGUUGACAGAAGAGAUGGAAGAAAUGAAAAAGAAACAGAAUCUUCAAGUAGAAAUGAAAAUGGAGAGAAUAAUCGGUAAAUUGGAGAAAAUGGCAGUGAAAACUGAAUCAGUUGAUUUCAAAAUCAUGGAGAAAUGGAACGAAUUUCCGCCGGAAAUUAAAAUGGAAUGUAUUAGUCGAAUGGAUUUUGAAACCAGAUUAAACCUCCGACGUACCGCCCGUGCCGAAAGAUCUCUCGUCGAUUCUCGCCUGUAUCCAAUGGAUACUGUCAAUAUGUGUCAUGAUGGAAUUGAAGUGGAAGAUGACACAGAUUAUUUUAUCCAUGAAACUGACAAAUGUGCUCAUAACAAACGUACAAGCUCGUGUGGAAGCAAACUUCUCGCAUAUAUUCUAAAAACUGGAACCAUCGAACGCCUUCAUGUCUACUUACCUAAGGACAAAGUUAAUAAAUGGGUGGAAGAACUGAAAAAUAGUCAAAUCGAUACAAUCCGUGUAAAGCGUCUCAUUUUCCAAUCGACCAGUAAGCAAUUGACAGAGUUUUUCCUAAAUAAAGUCAAUAAGGAAACGCUGGAAUCGAUUCAAGUGGUGUGUCGGAAUGAUGCAAACGGUAUUUUGGAGACAGGAGAAUUUCUGGAGUCGCCAACGGUCAUCAAUGUCAGACGUCUUCUGAUUUUGAGACAGUUCAACACUGUUCUCGUGUUGGAUUUGAUCAAAAGAUGGAUUAAGCACGACGUUCAAAUCGGACAGACGCUUUUUUGCCACACUUUGUAUCCCACAACCUUCCGCAAGUUUUUCACGCUUUUUGGGGAUCGUGUUGUAAAAUCAGAAGACAACUACAUUCGUAUCCGUACUGACAACGAAUCGAAACACAUUCUCAUUCGAUCUCUUCCGUGUAAGAAACACGCUCAAUCGCUCUCUUGUUAUGUGAUUCCGGCGGAGCAGGCAAUAAUCGAAAAGGAGGAUGACUAUUACACGAGCUACGAUUUAUCCCAUUUUGAUGAGUCGAUGGAAGAUGACGAUGACGAUGACACGGAUUAUUUCGAUGAUGAUUCUGACGAGGAGGAUUCAGAUGUCGAGGACUACGACUUUGACGAUGAGGAUUUAGACGAUGAAGAAGAUGAAGAAUUGGUCUACGUUCAAUAA
Caenorhabditis remanei is the source of this 1284-nucleotide messenger RNA. RefSeq lists its product as uncharacterized. The record is from RefSeq and is a predicted model, not a curated record. The transcript is spliced from 6 exons. NCBI's taxonomy places the organism in Eukaryota, Metazoa, Nematoda, Chromadorea, Rhabditida, Rhabditidae. Bases 1 to 1284 code for a protein of 427 amino acids. Gene Ontology annotation, molecular function: protein binding.